Messenger RNA from Gryllus bimaculatus (two-spotted cricket), 3803 nucleotides. The record is from the annotation of a GenBank genome assembly. NCBI's taxonomy places the organism in Eukaryota, Metazoa, Arthropoda, Insecta, Orthoptera, Gryllidae.
UAUAUUAAUACUACGCGGAGUUAUUAAAAUGAACUGCGCACAUCCUUUUGGCAAUUAUCAAAGUUUCCUGAAAAGCUUCAAGUCAUGCUUCAUCAUUGCAAUUGACACGCUGGACAUAAAGUAUACAGGUUUGACUGCUGAGCUAGACGCCCCAUGACUCUUUAAUGCAUAUCCACCAAUACGCACUUCAUUUCAUACUGUACGUGUUAGUAUAUCGUAUCUAAUUGCUCAAGAAUGUUCGUCGAUUGUUGAUUGGAAUUGAAGACCUAAAAAAUGCAUUUUCUGAUAUUAUUGGCAUGGAAUCAUUGAAAACAUAACGUUUCAAUAAAAAAUCAGUAUGUACUCCAAAUGCAAGUGUUACAGUUUAGUUGAUAGUAGGUGUGGUAGUGGUGUCACGUUAAAACGAUGAGCAAGUGCACCAAUGGCUGUAAUACUUUAUGAUAAUUCUUCUGAUUAAUCUCAGAAUUAUUGCAUUCUUAUUUUCUACGGUGAAAUAAACAAUACAUAAUGCAAGGAGACGAUAAUCAACCUUUUGCCAGUUCAUCCGCAAAUGUUUCAAAAAUUUCUGCAGCGGGAUAUGAAAAUAAUACUAGUCAAAGUUCAAAUCAGCGUCUUCAAGAAAACAAAUUAGUGACUCUAAGAAGACUUCUUGAGAGCGAUCUUCCAUCAGCAGAUGUAAAAUGGAGUUUAUUUGUAGCUGCCUGUCAAAGUUAUCGAUACGAUUCUUGCCUUAAACCAUUCCCGCCCCUUUUUAUGAAAGGCGACACAAAGGAUAUUGAUGGCCUGCGGGAAGUUGUUGACAAAACGCCUGCACUACCUGUCCUUUUGCAACAUCUUCACGAUCCUGAUGUAUAUCACACCAAUCCAGUGGUUAUUGAUCUCUUGACUUGGGUUUUGGCCCAUUUUAAAGAUUAUCAUUUAAAAUCUGUACAAAAGAAGGAGUUUAACUUAGUUCUGAAUCAAGUCCAUUGUGAAACCCCAGUUCAACCUCCAAAUUUUAUCUUCCAAUUAAAUAGCACCUCUAACAGUGUACAAGAAAUAAGAUGGGAAGAUCUCCGAAAGGGAAGAAAAACUCUCUUUGCUUUCCAUGGUAGUCGUUUGGAAAAUUUUCAUUCCAUACUCCAUCAUGGUCUUCAGCAACAUUUAACUAAGAAUGCUUUAUUUGGCCGAGGAAUUUAUUUAUCUAGUGAAUUGUCUGUGAGUCUGCCAUAUAGCCCAAUGGGUUAUGGUUGGGGUAGAAGCCUCCUGGGAGAUCAGAUGAGUUGCGUUGCUCUGUGUGAAAUGAUUGAUCAUCCUGAUGUUAAGUGCCAGAGUGAAGGUAAUAAUGUAAAUGUAGAAGUGGUGCAUGCCAGUGGAGCCUUAUUGGAUGAUACUUGGGAGCCUCCCUUUACCUUGCAAUCCAUCGCUUCUGAUAAAAACAGGGCUUUAAACACGGACAGCAUUGGAGGAGAAGUGCCCAAGAAGUAUUAUGUAGUUGUGAACAGUGAUUUGGUUCGAGUGAGACACCUUCUUGUUUAUUGUCGGCGUACCAGUGGGAAAAGGUAAUCUUUUCUCUUGAUUUCAGUUAAAUAUAAUAUUACUACAACUACAUCUUAUGUGGCAUCUACAGUCAACUCUGCUUAUAGUGAACUAGGAUAUAGUGAACCCCUGUUUACAGUGAACUUAAAUCACUGGACCCAUUUCAUUUGAAUUACAAAUAAGAAUGAGAAAAUUCAGGUAUAGUGAACCUGAACCUGGGCCAUAGUGAAUGUAGGAAAUACAACGUCCUAGAAAGUAUUUCCCUCUUGGAAAAGAGUGUGUUGGCUCAGUGCUACAAGUACAAAUUCCAGCACUAGUACCUUGAAAAAAAUGUUGUCAAAGAUCGUAACCGAAGAAGAAGCCUCCCCUGAGAUGAAGAGAAAGGAGCAGUUCCCUUCUCAACUGGCUUGGAAACCACAAACUUUUGACUUUCAUCCUUGGAUACAUUGUGUUGCUGGCUUCAGUUGGCCUUUCCAACAACCACUACGUUCAACGUUAUUACAAGAUGUUACUCCAUCGGGCUGGAUAUUGACGUAUUUGCAGAUGAGUUAUUGUCUGUGUAUUUGCCAAAAUAACCAUUUGCUAAGAGAUACAAUGUUUCUUUAGAUGUGUUUCAUUGUAAGUUGUCAUUAUUUGACAUCAUAAAAGACAAUGUGUUUGCUUAUCCAGUUGCUUGCAAAUCACGUAGAUAUGAUUGUUCCAGUACAUAACAAAUCCCACUGGAGAUUAAAUUCCAUACAUUUUUAUAUUGAACAUGAUUUUCCCAUUUUGUGUAUUUUUAUAACAAAAAUUAGAAUACUAUGUGUCUGUGAAGAGAAAAGAGGCUGAACUGGUUCAUAUAUAUUCAUUGAUAUCUCAUCCAUUGAAAAGGUCGCAUUUGUAUGUGGUUGAGGCAAUUUGUAGACAGAGUUUUCCCUUCUUUUUUUAAAAAUAUCAUUUUAUAUUCCAAUUUUUACAAGCAAUAAAAGUAAUUUCUACUUUGAAUUGAAAAUGCACAAAAAAAUUCAGCAACUAAACAUAUUCAGUUUGUACUUAAACAUCAGCUGUACUCUAUUGCAGUAGUUGUGUAAUGAUUAACUCUUGAAGUGUAGUGGUACAAUGCAGAAAGUGCGAAGAAAUUUACAAAAGCAUUGAUAAUCAUUGUAUUUCGUGUGAUUAAUGUUCCAACUUAAAGUUGCGAGGCAAAUAAAUCAUAAAUUAUACAUAUGACACUUGCCAAAGAAAUCCUUCCUUCAGAUUAGUCUUUUAGGUGGGCAACCACGUUAUAAGAGACACAGUUUUCAAGUGGAUAUUUUUUUAUAUAUCAAUGUCAUUAGUCAAUAUAAGUGACUUUAAUGCUUCACUGCCAUUAUAGGCAUAGAAUUGUGUGUAUGAAUAUUUUCCAGUGUACAUUUCUUGUCAUCUUAUAUGACUCUAAUGUUCAAUUAUUUAUUACAUCAUCUAAUGUUUGUUUCUUUUUUAGAUGUUUCGUAGCAGUUUAAUCAGUUUUGUGAAGUAAUUUCAUACUAUAUUGUUGUCCUGUUGAUUGUUGAUAUUGAAAUGUAUGUUAAAAUAAAAUUUAAAUAAAGUCUUUUCAACUGUUAUUGUGAUGAUGUGCAGCACGGUCUAAAACCUUUUCUGACAACAGAAAUAUAAUACGAGAGUGUCAUUGUCAGUGUAACCAACAAAGUUUUAAAAUUAGGAGUGUUACAAAAUUUACUACUCCCAUUUUUUGUACUCCCAUUGUAUAAUACUCUUAUUAGGUGGCUGUCCAUUAUCAUAGUCAUUAUGAUACUAGUUUCAUUAAGUGUAGAUAUUUUUCCAACCAGAUAGAAGUUUACAACUCAAAAAUAAGAGGUAAUUGAUCUUAGGUCACCGUUUUAGUAAAUGUUGCAUUCAACUGUGUGUAUUAGAAUUGUAUGUAAAUGUUGAAAAACCAUAAUAGUUUAAAUUUCUUUCAUCAUAAGUAUUUGUUUUUUGGGUAGAAUCAUUUUUCUUAUUAAUUAAUUGUCUUAACAUGACUUGUUUUAUGCUAUUUGACUCGUGAAGUAAUUGUUGGCCUGCUUUUCUUGAUGUCUGUCAACAAGCCUGACAUCAGGAAUGGCACAGCAGAGAAGUUACAAAAUUAAGUGCUCCAUGUAGAUGUAAAUCCAAUGGGUGCAAAGCAAACAACUCAAAAAUGUUUUCAUCGCAUGAAAUAAAAGCCUUCUUAGAUGAAGUACCUUAUGAAAUAUAUCUUUUAACAAUAGUAUGCCCUACAAUAUAAUACAUACUAGUAUAAUAUUUACCAAAAUGCUCAAGCAUAA